AUGGUCUCAACCCAUUCGACCAACACCCUUGAGUGGGGUGUGAGGUACAAGAUUGCCAUGGGUUUAGCUUAUGCGCUGCUCUAUCUGCACGAAGAAUGGGAACAAUGCGUGGUGCACCGAGAUAUCAAAACAAGCAACAUCAUGCUUGAUUCAGGAUUCAACGCGAAGCUCGGAGACUUUGGAUUGGCUCGACUCAGGGACCAUGAGUUAGGUCCACAAACUACGGGUUUAGCGGGAACUCUGGGCUACUUGGCUCCGGAAUACGUAACCACAGGAAGGGCCAGUAAAGAGUCAGACGUGUAUAGCUUUGGGAUAGUUGCAUUAGAGAUUGCGUGUGGGAGAAAGGCGAGGGAUCGCAUUGAUGAAACAUUUGAUCUAGGGUUGGUUGAGUGGGUUUGGGGUUUGCGAGGAAAAGGCUAG
Messenger RNA from Lactuca virosa, 420 nucleotides. The record is from the annotation of a GenBank genome assembly. NCBI's taxonomy places the organism in Eukaryota, Viridiplantae, Streptophyta, Magnoliopsida, Asterales, Asteraceae.